This is a messenger RNA of Chironomus riparius, 2065 nucleotides long. The record is from the annotation of a GenBank genome assembly. NCBI's taxonomy places the organism in Eukaryota, Metazoa, Arthropoda, Insecta, Diptera, Chironomidae.
UGUUGUGGAAAGUUGAUAUUAUGAAAAUCUGUAUUUAUAAAUUAAAUUAAACUGGUUAAUAUUGGAUUAAAAAAGAAAUUUUAUUGACCAUGCGACUUUUAAAGUUAUUGGUCGUGUUUGCAUACCUCCAUAAAUCACAUUGUGCUGUUGUGCACAUUGAAGCAAAUCCUGAUGCAAAACGGUUGUAUGAUGAUUUAUUGAGCAACUAUAAUAGACUUAUAAGACCUGUUGUCAACAACACCGAAACGUUGACAGUUUGGAUAGGACUUAAAAUUACUCAGAUUAUUGAAGUCUCAUUAAGAAAUCAGGUCAUGACAACAAAUUUAUGGGUUAAGCAAAAGUGGUAUGACUAUAAAUUGAAAUGGGAUCCUGAGGAAUAUGGUGGUGUUGAACAGCUUUAUGUGCCAUCUGAACAAAUUUGGCUUCCUGAUGUCGUAUUGUUCAAUAAUUGGGACGGAAAUUAUGAAGUGACUUUAAUGACAAAAGCAACAUUAAAAUAUACAGGAGAGGUAUUUUGGGAACCUCCUGCAAUUUACAAAAGUUCAUGUGAAAUGAAUGUCGAGUACUUUCCAUACGACGAGCAGAGCUGCUUUAUGAAAUUUGGAUCAUGGACCUACAAUGGAGCACAAGUUGAUUUAAAGCAUUUAGAUCAAAUCCCGGGAUCAAAUUUAGUGCAAAUUGGAAUUGAUCUGUCAGAAUUCUAUUUGAGUGUUGAAUGGGAUGUAUUAGAAGUACCAGCCAGUCGCAAUGAGGAAUAUUAUCCUGGCUAUGAAGAGCCAUUCUCAGACAUCACAUUUAAACUUACAAUGCGUCGUAAGACCUUAUUCUAUACAGUCAACUUGAUUAUUCCUUGUGUUGGAAUCACAUUCUUAACAGUAUUAGUUUUCUAUUUGCCAUCUGACUCAGGAGAAAAAGUCACACUCUGUAUCUCAAUUCUCGUUUCAUUGACUGUGUUUUUCUUGUUGUUGGCUGAAAUUAUUCCGCCGACCUCAUUAGCAGUUCCAUUGUUAGGAAAAUAUCUCCUUUUCACCAUGAUACUUGUAUCAUUGUCAGUUUGGACGACAGUUUGUGUCUUAAAUGUCCAUUAUAGAUCAUCAUCAACUCAUGUCAUGUCACCAUUAAUAAAGCGUUUAUUUUUGGGAUUUAUGCCAAGACUGUUAAUGAUGCGUCGCACAAAAUACACACUUCCCGAAUAUGACGAUUCUAUUCAUACAAAUGAGAUUGAUUUGAGGGAUCAUUAUCGGGAAAGCUUAACAGAUUAUCCAAACGAAUACAAGGACAAUAAUGGUCAUCAAGACUAUGAAAAUAUGCCGCCUCUGAAUCCGGAGCCUGAGCACAUUAUCAUACCGAGAACAUUAACACCGGAGAUUCAUGCGGCAAUUCAGUCAGUUCGAUUUAUUGCUCAGCACAUAAAAGAUUCUGAUAAAGAUAAUGAGACCAUUGAGGACUGGAAAUUUGUUUCCAUGGUGCUCGAUCGAUUUUUCUUGUGGAUCUUCUUUCUCUUGUGUGUUGGUGGAACCUUGGGAAUUAUCUUUGACAGCCCUUCAUUAUAUGACAUACGCCAACCUAUAGAUCGUCAACUGAGUGAAAUACCCAUGAGAAAAGGAGGCUUAAGUUUGCCAAAUGAUAUUGUUCGUAUUAAUUUUGAUUAAGUAUUUGCACAGAAACUCAACGAUGGAAAAAAUUCGUAGAAAAAAAGGUUCUCAUCCUCUUCAUUUUUUUAUAAACAAAAUUUAAUUCAUUAAUUCCAUUUUUUUGACCCGAGGGAGAAGCAUAAAAUUUACCUUGUACCUUUUGCCUUUUUUUUCCUUAAGCAUGUACUAAUUUUCUCAUCUUAGAUGGAUCUUUGCUAAAAUUCCUUCCUUUAUUUAAUAAUUUUUUUCCAUCAUCAUUAUUUACUUGGAGUUAAGCAAAUUAGAAGAUGUGAAUGGGAAGUAGAAAAGUGGCAAAGACAUUUCAGCAAAAUUUAGUACCUUCAAAGCCUUUUUUUUCUCCUCGAAUUUUUCAUACUUAAUAGCGCCUCAUUUAAAAGUUUAACUUUUAAGAAAGAGAAGCUGAUUCUUUU